Molecule: messenger RNA, 2261 nt
Organism: Schistocerca serialis cubense
Lineage: Eukaryota; Metazoa; Arthropoda; Insecta; Orthoptera; Acrididae
Gene: Eaat2
Product: excitatory amino acid transporter
Exons: 11
Coding region: 234-2012 (592 amino acids)
Biological process (GO): L-glutamate transmembrane transport
Cellular component (GO): plasma membrane
Molecular function (GO): neutral L-amino acid transmembrane transporter activity; L-glutamate transmembrane transporter activity; glutamate:sodium symporter activity
Source: RefSeq, a predicted model, not a curated record
GCGGGGCGGCCGCCAGUCGAGCUCCAGGCGCGCAGCGGGUAGCGGCAGGCACAGGCGGUAGGCGCAGCACAGCACAGCACCCUGUGUCCUCCAGAGCGGGGCAGCAGACCAGUACAGGCGGCGGCGCCGGUGUUCGGGCAAGCGCGACUACCAGAGGCGCCAAGACGGUGCUGUUCACGAGAGAGGUCCUACUAGGCCCCGUGCGCGACGGCUUCCCGCAGCUGUACCGCGUCAUGGACAAGACGCUCCGCUUUCCAGACUACAUCCUGUCCAAGAUGGCGCCGGCGGCAGGGGAAGGCGGCGGGGGCGGCGGUGACGGAGGCCUAGGCGCUAAGGCGGAGGCGGCGGAAGCGGCCGGCGGGGGCGGCGCGGCGGCAGCCGGGGCCCCGCGGAGGCCGCGCUUCAGCGCCAAGGCGGCGCGCCGCUGGCUGCACCAGAACCUGCUGCUGCUGCUCACCGUUGCUGGCGUCGUCCUGGGCGUCACCGCCGGCUUCUCGCUGCGACCGCUCCAGCUGGGGCUGGACGCUGUGAUGCUGGUGGCGUACCCUGGAGAGCUGGUCAUGCGCCUGCUCAAGCUGAUGAUCCUGCCCCUCAUCAUCGCCAGCCUCAUCGCAGGUUCUGCAAGACUGAAUGCCAGCAUGAAUGGGAAGAUCGCAGCUCGUACGCUGCUGUACUUUGCACUGACAUCUCUGCUGAAUGCUAUCUUGGGAACAGCACUUGUGCUAGCCAUCCAUCCAGGCAACCCAGCGACCAAGAGUGCACUGGGCGUGGGCACCGAAGAUCGCCAGGCACACAUUCUUGACAGCUUCCUGGACCUUGGCAGAAACGUCUUCCCAGACAACUUGUUCCAAGCAGCUUUCCAACAGGCUCAUACAGUGUACACACCGAAGAUUAGUGCUCCACCUUAUAAUGGGUCAAUAAAUGGUACGGGAGCUGUGCUUAUGGCUUCAGCAGCUGCUGCGGGAGCAGAUACUGCAGGAGGAGGUAGUGGAGAAGAGGCACUUGAGGAGACAGUUGUAACACACACAGAGUUGGUGAGGACUAUAAAGUAUAGGGAAGGCACAAAUACUCUUGGAGUUAUAUUCUUCUGCCUCGUAUUUGGUACAGUCCUUGGAACAAUGGGACGCAAAGCUGAAGUUGUGAUUGAAUUCUUUACUACUGUUGAUGAAGUUAUUAUGAGAAUUGUCACUGGAAUAAUGUGGUUGACACCAGUUGGCGUUGCAAGUGUUAUUGCAGGAAAGAUACUGUCAGUGGAAGACCUUAGCGUUGUUGUGCAACAGCUUGGAUGGUUUGUUUUCACAGUUGUGCUUGGUGUCUUUAUCUACCAACUUAUCAUAAUGCAACUUAUUUAUUUCAUCAUCAUUCGCCGCAACCCUUACAAGUACUACUGGGGACUGGCACAAGCCACACUCACUGCAUUUGCCACAGCAUCAACAGCUGCUGCACUUCCAGUAACCUUGAGAUGCAUGGAUGAAAAAGUCCGUGUUGAUCAGCGAAUUUCUAGAUUUAUACUUCCUAUUGGAUGCACGAUCAACAUGGAUGGAACAGCUCUAUUUGUAGCUGUAGCUUCAAUUUUUAUUGCACAGAUGAAUCAAAUAUCACUUGGUAUUGGUGAAAUACUGACAGUGUGUCUGGCAUCAACAGCAGCCAGUUUUUCAUCAGCAAGUGUCCCCAGUGCAGCCUUGGUUUUAAUCUUCAUGGUGCUGUCCACCAUUGAUGCUCCAGUUCAAGAUGUAUCACUUCUUUUUGCAAUUGACUGGUUUGUGGAUCGUGUGAGGACAACAAAUAAUAUGUUAGGAGACUGUUAUGCAGCUGCUGUUGUUGAGCACUUGUCCAAAAAGCAGUUACAGGCAUCUAAUUCAUCAAUCUUUCCGCCUGAUCGUGUGUUGAUUCAAAAUAACCAUCUUCUUCCUGUUCAUCUUAGUGAUUGUGGUGAAAAGACUGUGGAACCUGAAAUUAUAGUUGUAGAAGUUCAAGCACACUUGAAAAAUGGCAACGUUAGAAACCUGUAAAUUUUAUACAAUUAUCAUAACUUACAGUAUGUGCAAUUCCAUGAUACUGAAUGUAUGGUAUCAUAAGUUUAUAGCUCUUUUAGUUUAGUCAAGAAUAGUUUAAAAAGUAUUUCAUAAUGAUUGUGUAGGUCUGUGAUAAAUAUCAGGAACCAUAUUUAGGAAGUAUUCUUAUAAUGUAAAAUAUGUUGUAGUAUUAUUGUGACUUAUCAAGAACCUGUAAAAAAAAAAAAAAAAAAAAAGGGGGGCAGA